Messenger RNA from Helianthus annuus (common sunflower), 2839 nucleotides. Its product is annotated as protein transport protein SEC23. Gene Ontology annotation, molecular function: zinc ion binding; GTPase activator activity. The record is from RefSeq and is a predicted model, not a curated record. NCBI's taxonomy places the organism in Eukaryota, Viridiplantae, Streptophyta, Magnoliopsida, Asterales, Asteraceae. The transcript has 13 exons. Gene Ontology annotation, cellular component: COPII vesicle coat; endoplasmic reticulum exit site. Gene Ontology annotation, biological process: COPII-coated vesicle budding; endoplasmic reticulum to Golgi vesicle-mediated transport; COPII-coated vesicle cargo loading. The coding region runs from base 126 to 2483 and encodes 785 amino acids.
CCGUUUCAUGUUUUAGAUCCAUCCAUCCAUCCACCACCCUUUGACUCCAAUUCUCCCCAAUUUCCCCCAACAUUUCACCCUCAUAAACAAAAACCUCCAUUUUUUCCGGCCAAACCACAACCACCAUGUCGACGGAGAUGGCCACCACUGAUCCCGAAGGUCUCGACGGCGUCCGCCUCACCUGGAACGCCUGGCCUCGCACCAAAGUCGAAGCCAGCAAAUGCAUCAUUCCAUUCGCCGCCUCAAUCUCUCCGAUCCGCCCUCAUCCUCACAUUCCGACCAAUCCUUACGCUCCUCUCCGCUGCAAAACCUGCUCUUCGAUCCUCAAUCCUUUCUGCCGCGUCGAUUUCUCCGCCUUAAUCUGGAUCUGUCCGUUUUGCUUCCAACGGAACCACUUUCCGCAUCACUUUUCCGGCAUCUCCGAAACGAACGUUCCGGCGGAGCUGUAUCCGCAGUACACGACGAUCGAGUACAGUUUUCCGGUGAAUGAUUUGAAUCGUACGGUUCCGAUGCCGGUUACGGUGCCGGUGUACCUGUUUGUGCUUGAUACGUGUGUGAUCGAGGAGGAGUUAGGGUUUGCGAAAUCGGCGUUGCAACAGGCGCUUGAAUUGUUGCCGGAGAAUGCGUUGGUAGGAUUUGUGUCGUUUGGGACGCAGGUGCAGGUGCAUGAGUUAGGGUAUUCGGAUAUGAAUAAGGUUUAUGUGUUUCGAGGAUCGAAAGAGAUGAGUAAGGAGCAGGUUUUGGAGCAGUUAGGGUUAGGGUUGGGAGGUGGUGGUGGUGGGAGGAGAGGUGGUGGUGGUGUGCCUGGGCAAGGGUUUCAGAAAGGUGUGCAGGGUCAGGGGUUUCCGAAUCCGAACUCGAAUGCUGGUGUUUCGAGGUUUUUUUUGCCGGCUUCGGAAGGUGCAUAUAUUAUUCACUCGCUUUUGGAGGAGUUAGGCACGGAUCAAUGGCCGGUUCAACCGGGUCAUCGAUCUUUGAGGUGCACCGGGGUUGCAUUGAGUGUUGCAGCUGGUUUGUUAGGGGCUUGUAUGGCUGGUACUGGUGCGCGAAUCGUGGCGUUGGUUGGUGGUCCUUGCAAUGAAGGCCCUGGUUCCAUUGUAUCAAAGGAUCUCUCGGAUCCAGUACGUUCACAUAAAGAUUUGGAUAAGGAUGCGGCACCAUAUUUUAGGAAGGCGGUUCAAUUCUAUGAAGAACUUUCGAAUCAAAUGGUCAGCCAGGGUCAUGUGUUGGACCUUUUUGCUUCUGCACUUGACCAGGUUGGGGUGGCAGAGAUGAAAGUUGUUAUAGAAAAAACCGGUGGCCUUGUUGUUCUAUCCGAAAGUUUCGGGCAUUCGGUUUUCAAGGACUCAUUUAGACGGGUCUUUGAGAAGGGGGAGGAAUCUCUUGGUCUCGCUCAUAAUGGAAUGCUUGAGAUCAAUUGUUCAAAGGACAUUAAAAUUCAAGGGAUCAUUGGACCUUGCACAUCGUUGGAAAAGAAAGGACCCGCUGUUGCGAGCACAGUGAUUGGGCAGGGGAACACCACAGCUUGGAAGUUAUGUGGACUAGACAAAAAUACGUGUUUGACUGUUUUCUUCGAUAUAUCAUCGAGUGACAAGUCAGAUGCUUCAGGAAAUGUAAAUCCACAGCUGUUUAUACAGACUGUUACAAGUUACUUGAGUAUUGAUGGAGAAUCAAAGAUGCGAGUUACUACCAUUACUAGAAGAUGGCUAGAGACUUCUGUUUUAUCAGAGGAAUUAGUACAAGGUUUUGAUCAAGAGACUGCUGCGGUGGUAAUGGCUAGAUUAACUUCGUACAAAAUGGAAAUGGAGGAAUCGUUUGAUGCAACAAGGUGGCUAGAUAGAACCCUCAUUCGUCUCUGUUCUAAAUUUGGUGACUACCGAAAAGAUGAUCCAUCUUCAUUUGCAUUAAACCCUAGUUUUUCUUUGUUCCCUCAGUUUAUGUUCAAUCUCCGUAGAUCACAGUUUGUUCAGGUGUUCAAUAAUAGUCCAGAUGAGACUGCUUAUUUUCGCAUGAUGCUUAACCGCGAGAGCAUAACAAAUGCAGCUGUCAUGAUACAACCUUCACUAAUAGCAUAUUCAUUUAAUUCACUGCCUGCACCUGCAUUACUCGAUGUGGCUUCAAUUUCAGCUGAUAGAAUCCUUUUAUUAGAUUCUUAUUUUAGCGUAGUUAUUUUUCAUGGAAUGACAAUCGCACAAUGGAGGAACAUGGGUUACCAGAAUCAGCCAGAACACCAGGCGUUUGCUCAAUUAUUGCAAGCACCACAUGAUGAUGCAGAAAUUAUUAUACGUGAUCGCUUUCCGGUUCCAAGAUUGGUGGUGUGUGAUCAACAUGGUUCUCAGGCUCGUUUCUUGUUGGCCAAGUUAAACCCGUCAGCAACAUACAACAACGAAGGGUCACCUGGAAUGGAUGUUAUUUUCACCGACGAUGUGAACCUUCAAGUAUUCUUCGAGCAUCUACAGAAGCUUGCGGUUCAGUCUUCUUGAGACUUAGAAAGUUUAAAACUUUAUACGGUCUCAAAAUCCAUAGGAUGUGAAUGUGAUUUGUUAUCUUGAAAAGAAUAAGGAGCGUAUGGGGUUGUGUUUAAUUUUAUAUUUUUAAUUGUUGAGAAAAGAGAUUAGGCAGCAAACUAGGUGUUUGUUUUUACAUUCUAUACGUUCUAUACAUUCGACGGUUUUGUAAGUUACUUUAGGGAUUAUGUUUAUUGUGGAUCGAGGAUCUGAGGUUACCCGAUGCGAGAUUAUGCAUCUUCUUGAAGCGAGAAGGGCAAGAAAAUAUCGGGUUUUGGCUCUGUUUUCGGCUCUAGUUCUGCACUAAAUGUACACUUGAAUGUUUGUGUUUA